UGUAUUUAUUUACAGGAGCGGAUUUGCCUGAGCUACUUUUGCACCCACCACAAUCCCCCCUUACCCUCCCCCCUCGAGGGGGGUGUGUCGACGCCGGUCCGCGCAAAUCCAGCAAAAGAACAAAAACCGGACGCCAGUUGCCAGUUGAGGCGGAAAAAAGGGCAUCCUCGGCGCGCCGGGAACCUACCCCAAAAAUAACCACGCCAUUAGGUCGAACGAACAGGGUUUCGACCCACCUCAUCAAGCCCUCCCCCCCCCUUCUCCUUCCAGACAGACGGAAAUGAAAAUUAAACCAGUGAACAGGAUGUUUUCGGCGGUUGAUACAACGGAACUUGACGUCCGAAGGGUUGCGCUAGAGGCCCUGGGAAGGGUUUGAGUGAAAAGUUGGGAUUUGCAGCGGUUGCCGUUGGACAAUUCAUCCUCGGGGAGGUCGCUUGAAGGAGUCUCCCCGCGCUAGGCGGGGUCCCUCCCCGGCUCGAAAAUGCUAAUCAAGGCGAACAUUUGGGUGUACGUGUUUCAACUUGUGGUGAUGAAAGUAACCUACGCCGUGUACGGUCUCGACAGCGUCCACAUCCGCGUUCCGCAGGCCGUGGCGCUUGGCAGCUCGGCGGUGCUGAUCUGCGAGUGCGACCUGCCCGACGAGGACCUGUACUCGGUCAAGUGGUACAAAGGCAAGCACGAGUUCUUCCGCUACACCUCGAAGGAGAUCCCGUCGAUCAAGAUCUUCCCGAAGGCGGGCAUCAACGUCAAUGUCGAUCACUCCAACGCAAGCCACGUGAUCCUGGGUAACGUGGAACCACACACCAGCGGGAAGUACAGCUGCGAGGUGACCGAGGCGGCACCCUCCUUCCACACUAAGAUAGUAACUAGAGAUUUAAAUGUAGUAGAUUUACCCAAAAGCGAUCCGGUGAUAGUGGACAUGAAGCCGUACUACGGCGCGGACGAGUUUCUCGAGGUCGAAUGCAUAUCAAACGAAUCACUGCCCGCGGCCCGGCUCGAAUGGCUCAUCAACGAUCAGCCGCUGGGCGUGAUACAGCCCCCGUCCAGGUUGGAGUUUCUAACCCUACCGGCGGUGGCCAAUGCAACCUCCGGAAGCGGUAGCAGUAGCAACAGCAGCAGCGGCACCGACGGCAGUACCUCCACAGUGACCGCCACUAGCAGUAAGAAAUCCACCAAGUCUUCCCUGCGCCACAAGUCGGACGAGGAGUCCGGCGAUUUGACAAACUCGCUUGAAGGUGGUGGCGGCGAGUUGGCGGUACCGCUGGCCAUGAUCGCUUCGGCGGCGGCUGCCCUCUCGCUGACGACGAGCUCGACCUCAACGGGGUCGGUGCUGCCCUCGCCAGCGGCCAUCCACGCUGGGAGUUCCAGUGGGAAGUCCGGCGGUGGCAAGAAGGCGCUGGUGAACAGCCGGUACGAACGGUCCGUGGCGCGGCUCAAGUUGCUGCUCGGGCAUGAACACUUUGAGGAGGGGAAGAUCAAGGUGAAGUGCAUCGCCCGGAUAUUCGACGUGUACGAACGGACGGCAUUGCAGGUCGCCGACGAGAACUACCCCCAGGUGCGGGUACUGUCCAAGAGCGACAACGGCGUCCACUACUCCUUCAUGAGCGACAAGGACGAAGCGUCCUCCAAGGCGUCUUCGUCGUCCAGUUCGCAGCUGUCCCGGCCGCACCACCGGUGGUCAUCGAUGGUGUUACGACCUGUGCUGAGCUGGCUUGCUGGCAACACUGGCACCACCACCACCAAAAUCACCGGUCAAAGUCAGCUGCAAGAUACGGGCCAAAGUUGGACGUCCCAACUGUUGGGUGGGACAACGCUUGCGGCGUUUCUUCUCAGUUGGAAUGCUGGAGCUUCCGAGCUGCUGAUAGCACUGCCGAUGGCGACGAUGUUGCUGCUUUUCUAACCCGGUCGAAAACAACAACAACAACAACAGAUUCCGAGAUUGGCCCCGACAGAUAGGGCAGUUGAUGGUCGUAAGGAACGGAAGAGUGCUGACACGUUCUUGCUUCCCAUCCCCCAAAUACUGCCUGCCUUGGUCGAGUAAUUUGAUAAGGCACACCAAAGAAGCAAAAGACGCAGCAAAAAAAAUCAACUUCGGAAUGGAAAAAUAACGAGCACCGCUCGUGUUACCAAUACAAGUCGAAGUCCUCCCCUCCCAACAACGUCUGAAUCGAGAAAAACACAUUUGCUGUGCGGUUUGUUGUCAUUUGAAUCGACGAGUGAAACAGUAGAGUUUUGUAUUAUAAUGUGAAUGUAAAGUGUGUAGACAGCAAAAAAAAGGAGAAAAAAAAAGCGAGACGUCGAAUCAAGCGUCAAACGAAAGAGGAGCUAUUUUUUAUGUAAUGAUGACGAAAAUGCGACAGAGUCUAACGAGAGCGAGAGAGAGAGAGAGAGAAGGUAGAUAUUUAAAUUUUAAUAUGAGAUAAGAGAUAACACUAGCUGAUAGCGAAUAAAACUAGAACAAUACCAUUAGGAUAACGAAGAGAAGCUGCGCUGCAUGCAACCCCUAGAAAAGCGAAAGAAAACAAUUCGAACUGAACACGACGGUUGUACAGGAUAACAGAGAUGCUAAGCUAUGAUGUAAAGUGACACUAAGUAUUAUGACAUAUUGAAAAACAUAAACUGCAAAUAAAAAGACAAGCAAACUCUUGCAAAUUUACUCCAAAGUUCUGCGAAAUGGGUCAAACGAAAAAAAAUAAUAAAAAUAACAUAAAGAAACAGUAAGUAAAUUUAGUCGCAAACUCUUUGUGCUCUGCAGAAAUGAAGAAGAAAAAGAAAAAAAAAACAGUGUAAAAAUUAUCUGUGCAGAAUGCGAUUGUAAAUUGCGCCUCCCUUUAAAACCGUUGUAUAUUGAGAGAAAAUCUAUUGAUGAAUAAAAUCUGACAAAACAAAAUGA
This is a messenger RNA of Culex quinquefasciatus (southern house mosquito), 2893 nucleotides long. RefSeq lists its product as uncharacterized. The transcript is spliced from 7 exons. The coding region runs from base 482 to 1900 and encodes 472 amino acids. The record is from RefSeq and is a predicted model, not a curated record. Lineage: Eukaryota; Metazoa; Arthropoda; Insecta; Diptera; Culicidae.